GCGAUUGGAGUGGCCAAAACGAGGAUCCCGACGCGUGCUGAGCUUCAGGAGAUGGCUGUUUCCAAGCGCUUGGUGGACUUUGUUCGGGCCAAGAAGUGGCCUUCCAUCCUCUCUCCAGCUUGGGAGGGCCAGCGUUGGAGGAAGCUGCUGGAAGAGGUCGCCAAGGGCGCUUUGUCCGAGGCAGCCUUAGUGGACGAGGUGGUGCAGAAGCUGCGGAGGCAAGUUUCCGGAGAGAAGCUCACGAACUCGCGGCUUCAAAGAGCACAACGCCUGGCUGAUGAGAAAGAGCGCAUGCGACGUGAGGCGGAGCGUGUCAAGGCAGCGAAGUCGCAACACGCAGCCUUCCAAGCGACAUGGCAGGUACCAGGCUGUACAUGUGGCCAUCCGAUCCACACCGAGCGGUGCAAGCUGUUUCGUCCUCAUGCUGCCGAGACGGCCACGGCCGGUCCAAGUCGGCCUCCCGGUCAGCAGGAGCAGCAUGCAAAUGCAGAGCCGCAGCCACCACCAUCUCUGCCGAGCCCCAUGUCGCAGUGGGCACAGAAGGAGGUCUCCCGGCUCGCCGCUGAGAUUGCUUCCCAGCCGGCCCUCGAGCAGAAAGUGCUCUGGAAGAAGGCGAUGCUGAGGUACCAUCCUGACAAGCGGCAGAUGCAGUCCGAGCUUGGUGCAGCCACGGCCACGGACAGGCAGCUCGCAGAGGUCCUCAUGGAAGUGAAGCGGCGGUAUGAGUCCUUGUAG
Messenger RNA from Symbiodinium sp. CCMP2456, 735 nucleotides. Lineage: Eukaryota; Dinophyceae; Suessiales; Symbiodiniaceae. The record is from the annotation of a GenBank genome assembly.